This is a messenger RNA of Poeciliopsis prolifica (blackstripe livebearer), 3264 nucleotides long. RefSeq names its product cyclic nucleotide gated channel subunit alpha 2b (gene cnga2b). The transcript has 7 exons. Bases 80 to 2155 code for a protein of 691 amino acids. The record is from RefSeq and is a predicted model, not a curated record. Gene Ontology annotation, cellular component: plasma membrane; intracellular cyclic nucleotide activated cation channel complex. Lineage: Eukaryota; Metazoa; Chordata; Actinopteri; Cyprinodontiformes; Poeciliidae. Gene Ontology annotation, biological process: monoatomic cation transmembrane transport. Gene Ontology annotation, molecular function: cGMP binding; protein-containing complex binding; intracellularly cAMP-activated cation channel activity.
GAAUGAAGUGCUUCCACAGGGGCUGCUGGUGGAGAGAGGCUUGGAAAAUCUCACCUGAACUCUCCAGAAGAACCUGAGGAUGACAGGCCAGGUGCCAGAGAGAGACCGGUCGCCCCACAACCUGUCAGUGAGGACAACCUUGGAGGAAGAGAUCGAGAGGGCUGAAAGUAAACUUAGCAGGGUGCCAUCGGUCUGCGAUGACACGUCAUCAGAGCUACAGCGAGUCGCCGCUCUUGACCCUGACGGACGCAGCUCUGCGAAUUCUUUUCAGAGGAAUGGGGCCAUUUCAAGACUGGUGAAACUGGUGGUGAGGCUGAGGGAAUGGGCACACAGGAGCCUGGUGGAGGAGGAGGAGCGGCCAGACUCCUUCCUGGAACGCUUUCGCGGCCCUGAGCUGAGAGCGGCCCCCAGUCGCAACAGCAUCACCCAACCAGAUGCCAAUGGCAACAAUGCCAAAGGGAUCUUAAGGAAGAGGUGGGAAUUGUUCGUUGUCUCACCAUCUGAUGACGCCUACUACCGUUGGCUGUUUGUCAUUGCGAUUGCUGUCCUCUACAAUUGGUUCCUUGUGAUUGCAAGGGCAUGCUUUGACAAACUGCAGGUGAGCAUUUACAUCUGUUGGCUGGUGUUGGACUACAUCUCUGAUACUGUGUACAUACUGGACAGUUUUGUGCGUCUACGGACAGGUUUUCUGGAACAAGGCCUCCUGGUGAAGGACCACGCCAAGCUAAGAGACAGCUACAUCCGAACGUUGCAGUUCAAGCUGGACGUGGUGUCCAUCCUGCCCACCGAUCUAGUGUACAUUUACACUGGCAUCCACACUCCUCAGCUCCGAUUCAAUCGCUUGCUGCGCUUCCCUCGCAUGUUUGAAUUCUUUGACCGGACAGAAACACGCACCAACUACCCCAACAUCUUCCGGAUCUGCAACUUGGUGCUCUACAUCCUGGUCAUCAUUCACUGGAAUGCCUGCAUCUACUACGCCAUAUCCAAGUCCUUGGGGUUUGGUUCAGAUACGUGGGUCUUUCCAAACAUCUCCAAACCGGAAUACUCGUCCUUAACAAGAAGCUACGUCUACUGUUUGUACUGGUCAACCCUCACUCUUACCACCAUUGGAGAAAUGCCUGCACCCGUGCGAGAUGAGGAGUACUUGUUUGUGGUCUUCGACUUCCUUGUUGGAGUGCUGAUCUUUGCAACCAUCGUAGGAAAUGUAGGCUCCAUGAUAGCCAACAUGAACGCCACCCGGGCCGAGUUUCAGGCUCGAAUCGACGCCAUCAAACACUACAUGCACUUCCGCAAGGUCAGCAGAGAACUGGAGACGCGCGUCAUCAAGUGGUUCGACUAUCUGUGGACCAACCAAAAAGCUGUAGACGAGCAGGAGGUGCUGAAGAACCUACCCAACAAACUGCGCGCUGAGAUCGCCAUCAACGUACACCUUGAGACUCUAAAGAAAGUACGCAUUUUUCAAGAUUGUGAGGCCGGACUGCUCGUGGAGCUUGUGCUGAAACUACGUCCGCAGGUUUUUAGUCCCGGAGACUACAUCUGCAGGAAAGGAGAUAUUGGCAAGGAGAUGUAUAUCAUUAAAGAGGGGAAGCUGGCAGUAGUAGCUGACGAUGGGGUCACGCAGUACGCUCUCCUCACUGCUGGAAGCUGCUUUGGGGAGAUCAGCAUUUUGAACAUAAGGGGUAGUAAAAUGGGGAAUCGCCGCACAGCCAACAUCCGAAGCUUGGGAUACUCUGACCUCUUCUGCCUCUCCAAGGACGACCUAAUGGAGGCAGUGACCGAGUAUCCAGACGCUAAAACAGUGCUAGAGGAUAGGGGUAGGGAGAUUCUUAAGAAGGAAGGGCUUCUUGACGAGAAUGCGGAGAAGGGCGGGCUACAGAAGGAGGACACAGAUGAGAAGGUGGAGAGACUGGAGUCCUCUCUGGACACCCUACAGACUCGUUUUGCCCGUCUGCUGACUGAGUACACAGACACUCAGCAGCGGCUAAAGCAGCGAAUCACUCUGCUGGAGCGGCACCUGAACCAAACUGACUGCGGCGCAGAGGCAAACAAUGACAUGGAUGCCAGCAUACAAAUAGCAAGUGGAAGUACAAAUGGGUCACCGCAUAAAAACGAUGUUCAGACUCAGGACAGAAACAGCAAAACAUUACAACACUGACACUUUCAACAUCAAACUUCAACCAUUCAUUCACCCACUUACUGAAUGAAUCACAGAGGAUGGAGCCUGUCUCCAGGGGUCAAUGGCUUGAGGGUGGAGUACAUCCUGGACAGGUCACCAGUCCAUCACAGGGCAGCAUAGAGACACACCGGGUAAAUAGACAUGCAUGUACACACAGCUGGAUAAUUUAAAGUGGCCAAUUAAGCUAAAAUGCAUGUUCCUGCUCUGCUGGAGGCAGACAUCUUCACACAUUAUUGCCCCUCUAUUGUUUUCCUGCAGUUUAUAAGUUAAAUAUCUGCAUUUUAAUCAACAUGAAAACAAAAUACACAUAUACCAGAACCCAGCUAACUUGGAGUUGUCGUAUAAAUGAACGGCCAAGAGCUGAAUGUAUGUGCAAAGGCCGACUUCAAGUUUCUGACCCAAGUUCUGAUCAAGUUUCAAGCUAAAUAAAUCUUUCAGAGUAUAUAAACAACAAGUACAAGAUACUCUGGGAUUUUUCUAUAUCUUUCUUUGGAUCACCUGUGAGUGUCAUGUUUGUUUGCAUCAACAGAGACAUUCAGUUCCCUCUACAUGUCAUCUAUUAUGCUUUGGUACUCUUCAAAUGAACUCUCGCUGCUGCUCCAGGGAACCAAAGGUCUCAGGAGAUAAUGCGUGGGGAUUAGUUGUCACACACACAAACAAUUAGUUUCCAGUGCCCCCCUUUCUAAGGUACUAUAUAGAGGUACUUUUUCAUAUUUACAAUUACAAUCACAAAAUGCCCUUUUAAAAGAAGUUUACACCACAGACCAACACAAAGGGAAGGAAAUUCUUUACAAUGACGAUCUGAAAAGUGUAUUUUUAUUCACACCCCUUUACCCUGGUACCCCAAAAUAAGUACUAGUCACUUUAGAAGGUACCCAAAUAGUAAAUAAAAUCCAUGUGUAUAAACUUACCCUUUCAACUGUGAAACAGGGUGGGGGAAGCGUUAUGCUGUUGAAAUACUAAUCUUUAACAGAGAUUAGGAGAUUGAUCAGAGUUGGGGUUAAAUAUUGAUAAUACAUUUUUUUUUAUUUCUUGCAAAUUUACAAAGUUAGUCUAUCGCAUAAAACCCCAAUAAAAUACACUGAUGU